This is a messenger RNA of Stereum hirsutum FP-91666 SS1, 1674 nucleotides long. RefSeq lists its product as uncharacterized. The transcript has 10 exons. The record is from RefSeq and is a predicted model, not a curated record. Gene Ontology annotation, cellular component: cytoplasm; ubiquitin ligase complex. Gene Ontology annotation, biological process: ubiquitin-dependent protein catabolic process; positive regulation of proteasomal ubiquitin-dependent protein catabolic process; protein polyubiquitination. Gene Ontology annotation, molecular function: ubiquitin protein ligase activity; zinc ion binding; ubiquitin conjugating enzyme binding. NCBI's taxonomy places the organism in Eukaryota, Fungi, Basidiomycota, Agaricomycetes, Russulales, Stereaceae. Bases 1 to 1674 code for a protein of 557 amino acids.
AUGGCCUCAGCUAGACUAGCGAAACGGCUUCAGGCCGGAGACAACACCCCUAUCUCCCCCGAAGACUCAACAUCGAUAGCAAUCGAACUCGCCUUAGAAUUUCUUCGCUCUGACUACCCUCGAAUGAGCCAGAACGAGCUGCAGCUCAAUGCGAAGGAGGUGGUUCUUGCGAUGGAGAAGAUUGAUUUGGAUAUUGAGGAGGCGAGGAGGGCUCAAGCAGGUAAAGAUGAGAUCCUGGACACGAGGGAGGGUUCAUUCGUUACGGCCAUGAGUCUCGUUUCUACUAGUCCACCACAAGCCACAUUCGAGGGCAAGGGAAAAGGCAGAGAAUCGACGCCCGAACUGAUUCCCUCAGUAGACUCGGAUUCGAGCUCUUCAGACCCAGAUACCCCCUCACUGCCUUUCUCAAUCUGCGGCAUCUGCUUCGACCCCUUCAAACCUACCUACCUUCCCUUUUCCGCCUCUCGCACCGCAACAUCUUCUUCUCGUCUUCCCUUUGGUCUGCAACUCCCUUGUCCUGCCCGCCACGAAUAUUGUCUCUCGUGUCUGACAGGGCAUAUCAGGAGUAAGCUGGAUCCGAGGGACGACGGGAGGGCGACAGCCGAUGUCAGUGUGUUUCCGGUGAGGUGUCCGGAAUGUGAAGUCAAGGAAUACGAUAUUGGGGAUGAUGUGGCGAAUAGGGUGUUGGGUGGGAAGAUACUGAGUCUUUGGCGCCACCAAAAAUACCUGGACUCACUGCCGAGGUUCUGGUGUCCCCAUUCACAUUGCUGCGCUCGGUUGGAAGUCGACGAGAACGCGCGCGAUCCAAGAGCGAGAUGUCCGGAUUGCAAUGGUAUAUUUUGUGUCCCCUGUCGGUCGGUGUGGCACGAAGGUGUAACGUGUAGGGAUUAUCAGUCGCUGCCUCUCGGAGACCGCCAAGCGGACGAUCUCUCGACCCUACAAAGUAUCAAGGCAAAAGGCUGGCGUCGAUGCCCUAAGUGCUAUUACGUCGUAGAACUCUCUUCCGGCUGUAAUCAUAUGACAUGUCGCUGUGGCACCCAGUUCUGCUUUUUAUGCGGAGUGAAAUGGAACACAUGCCAAGGCCGCUGUCCCUCCGAGCCCGCCUGCGCAUUCUGGAACGAAGACAUGCUCAUCGACGAGCGCGACCGGCCUGCGAACAGCAACAGUUCCUCGGGCUUGAACCCACAGUUUUCGAGGGAGGUGUUCAGUGGGCCGGUCGGUCAGGUUGCGAGGUUGGUCCCGGCGGUCAGUUUGGUGCCGCCUUGUGUUGCUGAGGAUUCGGACGAGGAGGAUGAGGAAGAGGAGGAGGAGGGGAGGGGGGCAGUGGUGCUGUUUGGAAACGGUCCGGUGGCGAGGCAGGCGGAAGAUGUGGAGAGGAGUGAGAGUGGUAGUGUAGAGCGAUCUGAGGGGACGGAGGGGACGGAGGAGGACAAGGAGGACGAGGAGGGGAAAGUAAAUAGUCAGGCGGACGAGAUAGUGAUGAAGUGGUCGAAAGACUGGAGCGUGCGGUCGGAUGACGGGAGCGAGGAUAUGUAUCUGUCUGAGGGCGGGGGGAAGGAGCCAGAGCGGAGCGAUGAUGAAGAGUUGCAGGAUAAUAAGGCUGAGUUAGAGAGAGAGUUGGAGAUGGAGAAGAUGCUACAUGUUCCAAGGUGGAGGUUGGAUGAUAUCGAUUGA